Pelodiscus sinensis (Chinese soft-shelled turtle) is the source of this 1670-nucleotide messenger RNA. The record is from RefSeq and is a predicted model, not a curated record. NCBI's taxonomy places the organism in Eukaryota, Metazoa, Chordata, Testudines, Trionychidae.
ACAUAGCCCCACCCCUCCCCUAGCAGAGCAAACCCUAACAUAGCCCAGGCCCCUACCCUCUGCCCCUGGCCAGGGCCAGCCUGUCUCCUGACAAAGAUUUUAUACCGAGGUUGAAGGACUUCAGUCACUCAGCAGAGGUCUGGGGUCUGCGACAGGAGCAGGUGGCCAAGGCUCUGGCCUGUGCAGGGUCAGAUUAGACCAGCGGUGGGCAGCCUGGGCUAGCGAGUGGGCCACAUGAGUAGCCGCCGUCAUCUCAAUGGGCUGCAAGAUUGUUGUAACCAAGACAGUCUGCUGGGAUCGGGUGGUUUUGCUCCCUGUGCUUGCAUACCUAGAUUUUGUGGGGCGUGCUGAAUGAACCGUAUUAGCGCUGGGAUGGGGGGCAGAGGGAGCACACGAUUCUCACGCUGCAUGCAAUCAGCACGCUCCUCCCUUCAUGUGCCCUUUAUCUGUGUUUCACUGUAGUAAUAGUGAAUACAGGGAAAAAAUGAUGUGGACAGAAACCAGCAGAAUCUAGCGACCCUGCGCUUGGGAAAUAGUAACAGAUGUCUUGCAGGCCACAUGUAGAACCCUGAGCAGGCCAUAUUUCUGCUUUAGCUCCCAUUUAGGAGACUUCUCCAACCAACCCCCUGCGCUUCUUAGUGGCGUGACCUGAGGAAACCAGGUUGCUGGCAGAUGCUGUGGCUGUGAAUGUAAACUAUUUGGCAUUUAUUUACCUUUGAGUACAGAAGCCCCCUAGUUAAAAUUUGAAAGCAAAAUUGAUCUUUGAUUCCAAGUUGCAGGUUUAACUAUACCAUUUAUUCCUGAGCACUUCAGUAUUUUUCAGACUGCCAGUUCAGGCUGGAUGUUUCUGAUGACCGUGGCAAGAAGACAGAUGCACCAAACUGACAUUUCAGUAAACCUCUCUUGUAGUUCAAUGAUGCUGGUGGGGAAGUUCAUACAACCAGUGCACGGUUUAAAGAAACUAUCAACCCCCGGUGCAUGCAGGCACUUCUGGGGAUGGCUGAAUGCAGUUUUUAACAAGGUAGACUAUGAACGUAUAAAGGCUGUUGGCCCGGAUAGAGCAGCGUCUGAGUGGCUUCUGCGGUGUGGAGCGCUGGUCCGUUUCCAAGGCUUUGAUAAAUGGCAGCAGGACUACAAUGGUCUCCCAACAGGGCCUUUAGGAAAGUACAAGAUACAAGCAAUCGAUGCCACCGAGUCCUGCAUCAUGUACACAGGAUUUGAUUAUUUGGAUGGCCUCGAGCACGUUGCGGAAAUUAAGCUGAACAAGUGCAUUUAUAUCCAGGAUGAAUGUCUGCAGCGGAUCAGCGAGACUGAGAGUUUACAGAAAAGUCUCCUGCGACUGAUGAUAAUGUCCUGUGGGAAUGUCACAGAUAAAGGCAUCAUCGCACUUCACAAGCUAACGAACCUUGAAUAUUUAUUUCUGAGUGACCUUCCAGGAAUAAGAGAGAAAGAAACUACCGUUCAGAUCCUUAAGAAAUCAAUGCCAUCGCUGGAGCUGGAAUUAGAUUUAGAAUAAAGACAUCUUUACAUAACUCUGAAGUGUCUGAUUCAUUAUCCUGAAAUUAUAUGGAUUAUAGUGUAGUUGCCACUGUGCUUAUAUUUCAUUGUGGAAAAAGAUCUCUUGUCAAUGGUUCUGAAAUUAUUAAAACAAAUUUAAUCUCAAUGAAACA